UUUUCAUCUGCAUGGGGCCCUGCCUUUGCUGUUCACCUUCCUGCCUUGGAGCCUGGAGCUGGCUGCAGGAAGCAUUGCAAGCUCGGGACAUUGGGACGACUGGUGCAUAUUAAAAAGUGAGAAACCCGGGCCCACUUCCCUCCUCUGCUGACAGGCUUCAACCUGAUGUCUCCUACCUCCUUCCUCCAGGAGAAGCUGCUCUGAAGAGAGCAUACCUGCAGGGGACGGUACUCUCCACCCCUCCGGCAGAAGCUGUUGCCCCUGUGCAGAAGGGAAUUCAAGAGUUAUGUGGUCAGAAAGGGAGAGACAGCACAAGUCUAUAACCUGAAGUCUGGGGCAUGAUGAUGGGAAGAGUGGGGAAGAGAGGGGGGACACCUGAGUAACUACCCUGCUCCCAGGAUCAAAUAAGAUCUGCCCAUGGGUGACCCCUGUUCCCUGUUUUACAGGCUGCACCAUGGCAGCUGAGGAGGAACCAUCUCACACCAUGAUGAAAUCUGAGCUGAGCUAUGCGGAAGAGAGCAAGGUGCGUGAGGAGGCCGAGCUGCUGAUGGGGCCUGAGGCUGACUGGGAGAAGUUCCUUCUGCUAGCCCCCAUCACCGUGGCGCUGCUGGGACAGCUGGUGUGCAUCACUGUGGAGAAGGGCGAUUUCUCCAUCCAUGGCAAUGCCCCUAGCAGUGGGUACAAAUACUUCAGAGAGCCUGAAUCCUUCAAGGUGUGCUUGAAGGAAGUAUGUGACAGAGUGUGGGAUGCCUUCCAGCUGGGCAUGGACAACGCCGCCCUGAUUAGCCUGCAGUUGAAGAAUGUCCCCAAGAAGAUGGCAAAUCUCAUGCAGGGUUUCCUCCAGGAUGCAAACUUGAGAAAGGACCAGCUUGUGGCACAGAUCGAGGGCAUGCAGGAAAAAGUAGAUGAGUGCAAGACCCUGGCCAAGGAGGUGAGGGCCAAGUUCUCUGAACAGGGAGAUGCAUUGCAAGAGCUGUAUCAGGCCUGCCUAAAUGCCAGAGAGGACUAUAAGAAGGAAUUGGAGACAAUGCAGAAAGAGCUGGAAGGGGCAAGGAUCCAGAUGGAGCCUGCCAAGUGUGAACAGAACCGCGCUGAGCUGACACAUGCACAGUUGGAAGAUCAGGAGCAGGCAGCCUUCGAGGAGUUUGUGAAGGCAGUGAAAUACAAACCCAGCAUUCUGGAUGCUCUUGGAGCAAAGGGAGAGACUCAGUUGAUGGAAAAACACACUGCUAAACUGGAGAAGAACCAAGAGAUGCUGGUUGGGGCUCAGCAAGAUAAGGAGAGCAACUACCAAAGGAUCAAACACCUGAACGAGGAGAUGGCAGAACUCCAGUGUGCUGUGAAUCGGUGUGAGCUGGGGGAAAGAGAUUUGGAGGGGUACGUCUCCUCCCUGGAAGAAGGACUGGAGGCCUUGAGAAACCUGCAUCAACAGUGCGUGAAGAUGGUGCAGUUCUUCCAGAUGAUCUCCAACCUGUUGGACUUCUCUCUCAACUGGCACAUCAGGGAAUGCUUGGACUCGGCUAACGACCUCCAACAGGUCACACAGGCAUUCAGCACUGUCAGUGUGGCUCAGCUAGUACAAUUGAUCUCCCAAACCUAUGCCACAAUAGUUGAGAGAUACCUGAUGGAGCUACUCAGCCAAAUGGGGCGUCUCCUGGGUAAGGACUGUUCCAGUUUCCACACUGAGAAAGCCCAGCUGGACAGAGGAUGUGAGGAUGCCCAGGAGGCCCUCACCAGGCUGGUGGGGGAGCUGAAGGGCAACUUCCAGAGGGACCUCAGCACCAGGCUGGAGACCAUAGAGAAGGUGAAACUCAAACUGAACCCCUGAGCUAGAGGGGGAGCUGAGAGAAAUGAGUUGGUGCCUCACUGAGGUCCAAGCUACUAGCCUGAACCAAGCAAAACUCCACAAUCAAUAAUUUUCACAUCUUCUUUUGGAUGACCUCAACCAGCCAGUGCCUCAAAGGUUGUUUUGGUAAAGCUCCAUUUAUCUCCAUAUCAGCUCUUCGAGAAGAUGAGAAGGGGACCUGCAUGUUAGGACUAGAGAAGGACUGUACGUUUCAGUCUACAGCCCCUUCAGUUCUGAAUGUGGCCAGGUGUUAAGACUCCCAUCCACUCAUUCAAAUUAGAAGAUCCCUCAAAGGUAACUCCCAUCCUACUUCAUCCCACCAAGCUAUACCCAUUAAGGAAGGGCCUUGAAGCAGGCCACUGCAAAGCAGCUUCUGCCACCUGGGCUUAGUUUAGAAGAAUAUCAUCAGCAGAAAGGAAUUGGACCUUUUGUGGGGCUAGGGAAAGGGGUUGGCAAUCAGCAGAUGGGGUCGUUUCUCAUGGGUGUUCCCCAACAGGAUGGUGGAAGCCAGAUGGGACAGGUAUGGAGAAUGAAGAACCCUUGAACCAGAGUGCCCCAUGGGAAAAGCAGAAUUGUGAACCCUGCAAGGGUGUGCUCAGGCUGAACGGAGCCAGCUGCGCUGUGACUGGGUCAGGUCCAUCUGUGGACAGUACCCUGCCCCCUUAGCCCCUGCAGGCAUAGUGUAUCUCCACCCAUUGUUACCCCACGCUCCCCUGCACCAUGCUGCUAAGAAGACUGGGAAAACUUGAAUGAACAAAGAGGAAUGCCAGCUGCCAAAAGGCAGCCUCUUGCCACUUAGCACUUGCUAAGAGCAACUGGCUGGGCCAAGCCAGAGGGAAGAUCAUGGGCAUGAGUUUGCUGCUUGUUGUCUCGAUAGUUCUCAGCAUUUCACUGUAUUCGGUAUGUUCAGUGCUUCAAGGGCCCUGCCACAUGUUCAAACAAAAAUCAGAAACCAGCUAUAAAUCUGUUACACGUUUUAAAUCACUGCGUAGCCAGUUGGCUUGUUUUGUAUCUUGAUAGACAUUUUUAUGGCAUGAUAAUUCUUUUUGCACAUGUAACCAGUCUUACUUUGCAUGUGUGUCAGUCUAAAUUGAUUUCACAAUUUAACCAGUGAAUUGUGUAAUAUAUGUAAUGUGUGGUGAGGGCCUCCGCAACCACAAGAAUUAACUGCUAAAGCAACCUAC
Molecule: messenger RNA, 3030 nt
Organism: Alligator sinensis (Chinese alligator)
Lineage: Eukaryota; Metazoa; Chordata; Crocodylia; Alligatoridae
Exons: 3
Coding region: 455-1828 (457 amino acids)
Source: RefSeq, a predicted model, not a curated record